UUAUUUUUAGUCGAUAAUAAGCACUACGAGGGAAGUCAAGCCAGCGAGUAUAAUAUAGCGACGACAGAGAACCGGGAGAGAGGGGGUUGUUACAUUCUUCCUAUGCACGUCAGAUAUAAUACAACUGCGAAUGACACUGGCCAUUUAAUUUUCCAACAUGUCUGGAAACCUCUUUGAUCUUGCCGAGUUAGGUCGGGGAUUCUGGAACUCAUCCGACCUCUUGAGCGGUGCUUUGCGUGGAAAUUACUCAACCAAAUCGAACCACCGAAUACUCCAAUACAUCUGGGAUCUACGACUCGGCAGGGAGGACUACAUAGCAUCCCCUCUCUUCCCGGUUAUUCUCUCCGUGGGAUUUUAUUUCUCUUUCUGCACUCCGUUUAUGAUCGCCGAUAUUCUCGGUGAACGGUUGCCAUGGAUUCAUAAAUUCAAGAUUCAGACUGACAAACCGGUGACUUUCUCACAAAUUUACGAUACGCUACAACUGACCUUCUGGAAUCAUGUCCUGUUCGUGCUACCCGCCGCUGUGGGUCAAUGGAUCUGGGCCCCGCCCACCCCCUUGCCACACCUUGCCCCCACCCUGUUGGAAUUCGUAUGGCACCAGAUAGCCAGUCUGGUGAUCUUCGACUUCCAGUACUAUGUAUGGCAUUGGUCCCACCACAAGGUGCGCUUUCUGUACAAACACAUCCAUGCAGUGCACCACCGCUACAACAGCCCGUUUGUGUGGGUGACCCAGUACCUCCACCCCUGGGAGCUGGUCACCGUCGGAUUCCUGACCACCACCAACUCGUGGUUCCUUCAGUGCCACCCGCUGACCACGUGGAGCUACAUGUUACUGAGUAUAAUGGUCAGUGUCGAGGCCCACAUAGGAUACGAGUUCCCGUUCUGUGUCCACAACUGGGAGCCAUUCGGGAUGGUGGGUGGGGCCCCGAAACACGACAUGCACCACCUGAAGCCGAUGACCAACUUCCAGCCUUUCUUCAAUCACUGGGACAAACUGUUUAACACGUUCUGUCCAUUCAUGAAGGCGGGAGGAGUGAAAACCAAAGAACUUGUGGAGUAUGAGCGGCGAGUGAAGGAAGCCAAAAAAGCGAAAUAAUUGCUUUGCCAAAAGUCACAUUUAUAGGGGUGUCUAAAAUUCUGAAGAAUUAACAGAGGAAAUCAAAGGCUUCUCUGUGCCAAAUGAUCCAGAAUGUUCUUAAGUGUUAUUCCCUUGAAAUUUGAAAGAUUCGAGGAAGAGGAAGGAUAUUUUCUAAUAUUUCGAAAAUGUUAAUAGAAUUUUUUUUUCAUUCCCUUUUUUAUUUAUCUUGGUCUCAUGCAGACAGCCGUUGGAAUGUUUUAUCUCUCUAUAUUUUUUUCGUGAUUCUAAGAUCUCUGCAGCUGUUCUCUAUGUCAGCUCGUAUUGUGACAUGGUACAAUAGGCGCAUUUUGUUCUUAAGUUAUUUUGGUGAAAACUAAGUAUUCUCAGCUCACACAAUCCUUGAAUCUGGCAGAUCAUUCCAGAUUUGUCCAGAAAGUAAGCCUAACCCGUAGAGAUAAAGUAGUGCUUCCUAUAGAAUGAAACUUCAUUUAGAGGAGUGAGUCGAUAGUCUCUAAUUGUCAC
This is a messenger RNA of Magallana angulata, 1600 nucleotides long. RefSeq names its product cholesterol 25-hydroxylase-like protein 1, member 2. The coding region runs from base 158 to 1096 and encodes 312 amino acids. The transcript has a single exon. The record is from RefSeq and is a predicted model, not a curated record. Gene Ontology annotation, molecular function: iron ion binding; C-4 methylsterol oxidase activity; steroid hydroxylase activity. Gene Ontology annotation, biological process: cholesterol metabolic process; sterol biosynthetic process. NCBI's taxonomy places the organism in Eukaryota, Metazoa, Mollusca, Bivalvia, Ostreida, Ostreidae.